This is a messenger RNA of Chenopodium quinoa (quinoa), 2818 nucleotides long. RefSeq names its product subtilisin-like protease SBT1.4. Bases 1 to 2604 code for a protein of 867 amino acids. The record is from RefSeq and is a predicted model, not a curated record. Gene Ontology annotation, molecular function: serine-type endopeptidase activity. Gene Ontology annotation, biological process: proteolysis. The transcript is spliced from 4 exons. NCBI's taxonomy places the organism in Eukaryota, Viridiplantae, Streptophyta, Magnoliopsida, Caryophyllales, Amaranthaceae.
AUGUCGUAUACCAUAACUUUCACUAGUAUUGGCGGAUUUACUAUACCAGCUAAUGGAUUGGCUACCUUUGGAUCAAUUGAGUGGAGUGAUGGAAGUCAUCGCAUAAUCAGUUCAACUUUGUCAAACAGUUUCCAAUCUAGAUGCAAUUACUCCAAUUAUUUUGUUGAUCCAUUUCAAUCACCGAUAUAUAGUAUUUCGUAUAUAAGGAGUCAAGGAGACCCAUGCAUACCCAUAACGUAUUCAGUUCACACCCAAAAAGUGGCAACCAUCUCCAAACCCUCAACUCAUCUCCUUCCAUUUUUCAUCCUCUUAUUUUUUCAAUGUCCUUGUUUAUCCAUAAAGUCCACCUUCAUCGUCCACAUGUCACAUUCCCACAUGCCAAACGCCUUCACCUCCGCCCACGACUGGUACUCCUCCAUCCUCCACUCCCUCCCCUGCACCACCACUUCAACCGAAGAAACACAACAUGACAUCCUGUACACAUACUCUCACUCAGCUACUGGUUUUGCAGUUGUUAUCUCGGCAUCUAAAGCCGCCAAGCUCCGCCGCCAUCCAUCCGUGCUGUCGGUCAUACCCGAUCGGAUGGUUGAGGCGGCAACUACAGAAACAACUACAUUCUUAGGCCUCUCAGACGAGUCGGGAAUAUGGCCCGACACAGACUGGGGGUCAGAUGUUAUCAUUGGUGUCGUAGACUCCGGAAUAUGGCCUGAAAACCCCAGCUUUCAUGAUACUGGCCUUGAUAAAGUGCCUGCUAAUUGGAGAGGUAUCUGCGAGGUGGGUUCUGAUUUUCCGGCCACUUCUUGUAAUAACAAAAUCAUUGGUGCUCGUUUCUUCUUCAAGGGGUACGAAGCAAAACAUGGGCCAUUGACCAUGAUAAAGUCACCAAGGGACUCGACGGGGCAUGGAUCUCACUGCGCCUCAGUAGCGGGAGGAUCAGUAGUGGAUAACGUUGGUUUCUACGGGUAUGCAUCAGGGCGGGCUAAUGGUGUUGCACCCAAGGCUCGAAUCGCUGUCUACAAGGUCUAUUGGGGAACAUCAUCCUUAGGGUCAUCGGCAGACAUACUUGCGGCAAUGGAUCAAGCCAUACAAGACGGAGUUCAUGUCCUAUCUAUGUCCCUCGGCGGAAGUUACACUGAUUACAGCAUAGACCCCGUAGCUUCUGGUGCAUUUGGAGCAAUGAUGAAAGGUGUGGUGGUCUCGGCCUCGGCUGGUAAUUCAGGGCCGGAAUCUUUUACUGUCAAAAAUGUUGCACCGUGGAUAAUCACCGUUGGAGCUUCUACCAUCUACAGAGAAUUCCCGGCAGAUGUAGUGCUCGGAAACGGCAAGGUUUUAAAAGGAUCUUCGUUGUUUAAUUACAAAAAAAAUUCUACUACUUCAACUUUGAUGCUGGUUACUGGUCAAGCUUGCGGCAGUAGUGUUUGCAAAGAAGGUGAGCUUGAUAGAUCCAAAGUAUAUGGGAAAAUGGUGGUUUGCAUGGCUGGAGAAACUUCACCAGUGGCUAAGAGUUACGCAGUUGAAAAGGCUGGUGGUUUAGGAAUGGUUUUGAUAAACAAAGCUAUUAAAGGUGAUGAAUUGAAAGCUUUGCCAUAUAUUAUCCCAGCAACUACGGUGACUUAUACUACUGGAACUAUCAUCAAAACGUACAUGUCUAAUACUGCAUAUCCUAAAGCUAGAAUCAUGUUCCGAGGGACGGUAUUAGGUCCCUCACCAUCAGCACCGAAGGUGGCAGCGUUUUCAUCUCGCGGUCCUAACCCUGUCACACUUGAUAUCCUAAAGCCCGAUGUCAUAGCUCCCGGGGUUAACAUCUUGGCGGGCUGGACAGGUUCGUUGGCGCCUAGUAAGCUAAGUUACGACAAGAGGAGGGUCAUGUACAACAUUAUAUCUGGUACUUCCAUGGCUUGCCCACAUGUAAGCGGCUUGGCUGCUUUGCUAAGAAAUGCUUAUCCUAGAUGGAGCCCGUCUGCUAUCAAGUCUGCAAUCAUGACUACUACUUAUAAUAUCGACAAUGCAGGCAAAAAAAUCACUGAUCUCUCGUUGAAGAACCAGUUCUCGUUGUUCGUUCAAGGAUCUGGACUAAUUAACCCUAAGGAUGCUCUCAAUCCUGGCCUAGUUUAUGAUCUCGAUUCUACCGACUACAUAGCAUUUCUGUGUUCUAUUGGAUAUAGCUCUAGAAAGAUUGCCCAAUUCGUACAAGAUCGGUCACUGAUUGAUUGUAGUGCAAAGAAUUUUUCGAGUCCUGGUGAAUUGAAUUAUCCAUCCUUCUCGGUUGUUUUCAAAUCUACCAAGGAUGUGGUUACGUACAGAAGAGUGGUAAAAAACGUAGGGAGGUCAGUGAAAGCAGUAUACCAAGCGAGUGUGAAUGCACCAAAUUAUGUUCGAGUUAGUGUUUCUCGUACAAGACUUGAAUUCAAUGCCAAACAAAAAAUAUUGUCCUACUCCAUAACUUUCACUAGCAUUCUUGGCGGAUCUGCAAUACCAACUAAUGGAGUGGAGAGUUUCGGAUCAAUUGAAUGGUGGGACGAAACUCAUCGUGUAACAAGUCCUAUUGCAGUUUAUUGGAAGCCUAGAAGAGUUCAUCAAGAAGACUUCGUUGCUUCAAUGUAAUAUGUUUUGCUCUCCAUUCAAUAAGUAUUAUUGGAACUUUCUUCAGUUUCCUCUUGAUGAAAUAAAAAAUGUCUACCUGUAUGCAUUAUUGGUUUUAUAUGGACCGUCGUCAUUCAUAAAAAAUGGUUGCUUUGAAAAAUACGAACCGAGUACAAAUUAAUUAACAUUUCUAUUAUUCAAACUUUAAAUUUUAGUUACUCCCUCUGUGUAAAUU